AUGGCUUCUCCAAUGAAAAUAGCACCUCUCACAAAUAAUACCAACAAGGAAAAGUAUUAUACUAGAAAUGAUAGAACUUAAAGCAAUACUUAUGACAAUAAAAAACCAUUAAAUGAAUCAGAACCAUUUAUGAACUUAAAACUUCUAAUUCAAAAGAAAAAUUAAGAUUUAUUAACGAGAAAGAGCGCGUAAUUCGUAUUGCCUGCAUUAAAGUAAAGCUAGCAAGUCCCAGAGAAAUACCUCCGUUCGAGCUGCAAAGUUAGUCAAAUCAAGACAAAUCUUUUGGAAUGCAUAGUCUUGGACCAAAUUUGUUAAAAAGCUAUUCAAGAAGCUAUAAAUUCAGUAGGGUUCUCAGGUCAGAUGUUCAAGGAUGAAAGUAUAAUGAGUGCAACAAGAAGGAUCGAGAGACUGCAGUAAAUCAAAUAAAAAGAAGAGAGGAAGAUCGAGAAGUAUAAAUAGAGAUACAAUUCCUUCGAGAGAAAGUAGAAUCUAAUCUAAACAUACUAGAUGUCACUAAAUGGUAUCUUUUACAAUUUAACAUAAAAAUUAGUGAGUAUACCAUAAAAUUUCAACUCAAGGUGCAGCACAUCUGAGUUGCAUGUGAAGUUAGCGACACUCUAUAAUAAAAAUAAGGAGAUAUAGGCAGCCAUGAAAAUCUAAUGCUGGUUUAGAAUGUUUUUGAAUCGCAGGAAGUUUAGACGUCUCGUUAAGGAUAGAGUUAUUAGUGCAUUGUGCAUUUAAAAAAUGUGGAAAAGAUAUAGACUUUUUACGAUAAUACCUAAUGCAAUGAGCAUCAAUAAAGUCAAAUCAUCAUCUAAAGUUUAGAAGUAUCUCAGAGGCUAUUUGGCAAGAAGAUAUGUAGCGGAACUAAAAUAAAGAGAAAAAUUAAAGAAGAAUUUUUAAUACUUCGACAACGUGAGGAUGAAUCUCGAAACACAACUUGCAAUAAAGAUUUUAAGAAGGUGGAGAAUUUACAAGUUAUCAAAGCUUAGCAAGAACCUCGCAUUGCAAAAGAAAAAUGAUGAUAGACUAAGAAUGCAAAAGAAACUCAAAAGUCAAAGUUCAAGAUCAAAUAUCAGAUAGGAAUCUGCAUCUCAUUUAAGCAAUCACACACACAAACCCUCCAGUCACAAUGUUUAAGGUUCCAAAAAUUAAGGCCCAUCAAAUACAGUCAUGAUUAAAAAGAAUAACAAUAAUUCUAGCUAGAGCAGUAACAGUGCAGUUAGAUAGACCAUGCCUGUAAAGUUCCUGUUUAAUUCUAACUCUUAGAUCACCUAGAAUUCAAAUGUCAUUAGUAGUAGCUAAACUCAUACUCAUCCAGUCAGUACUAUUAUAGCAACAGCCAAUUCAGCCAGUUAAACUAUACAAUCAACUCUUAAUAAAAAAGUCACUUAACUUAUGAGUAAUUUUACGAAGAUAAAAGUUUUAGAGUUUUAACCGACUUCUAAUUUAUCAGGGCAGAAUAGAACUAAUAAUGCUAAUAUGCUAUUGGCUGUGCCCAGAGAGAGCAACAUUAAUAUUGCCAAUAAUACUGUAGUUGCUUCUAAUCCAGAUGAGGAAAGAUAAAGAAGAGACUCAGGAGGGAAGAAAGGAGAGUCCUUGCAGAAAUUAUCACAAGAAAGUAAUCAGCAACACCCUCCAGCAGUUAAAGAGCAAUCUUCUGACUCCUCUCAUGAAGAUCAUUUAGAUAGAAAUGGGAGUCAGGAUCAUAACUUCUUGAUUUCAGAUAAUGAUGACUCAGUGAGACUAAUUGAGACUGACAAGAAGUACUCCAAAUAUUAGCUAGAGUAAGCUGCCAUAAAAAGGACUAAGCUCAAAGAAAGAAAAGUCAUCUCAGUAAGCAAAAUCCAGUAAGACCAGUCUCAAAGCUUUUUUAUAGAGUCUGGAGAAGAAGGCAGUAGAUUUGAUCUACUACAGACUUUCACACCAGAUCUUGAUAUUAAUAAGUCCUUAUCAAACUCUCCCAAUAAAGAUAAUACAUAAAGUUAUGGCCAGAUUCUAUCUGGUAUAAAUGCUAGCUACAAAAUAAGAGUCAUUGAUGAGAAGAAUAACUCAAAGGACAGUCCACCACUAGCUAAAAAGCGUACAGUUCAAUUUAGAUGA
Molecule: messenger RNA, 2103 nt
Organism: Stylonychia lemnae
Lineage: Eukaryota; Ciliophora; Spirotrichea; Sporadotrichida; Oxytrichidae
Source: the annotation of a GenBank genome assembly